This is a messenger RNA of Rosa rugosa (rugosa rose), 1161 nucleotides long. Its product is annotated as E3 SUMO-protein ligase MMS21. Gene Ontology annotation, molecular function: SUMO ligase activity; zinc ion binding. The record is from RefSeq and is a predicted model, not a curated record. Bases 140 to 904 code for a protein of 254 amino acids. Gene Ontology annotation, biological process: protein sumoylation; double-strand break repair via homologous recombination. The transcript is spliced from 7 exons. NCBI's taxonomy places the organism in Eukaryota, Viridiplantae, Streptophyta, Magnoliopsida, Rosales, Rosaceae. Gene Ontology annotation, cellular component: Smc5-Smc6 complex; nucleus.
GAGUUUCGAGUCUCAAACUCCCUCCAAAAGUGGCCAUAUAUAGAUAUAGUAGUAGCUUCACUCACCCGCCAAUUGCCCAACCGGUUCGCCCAAAGCCCCAAACCCGGCUCUCUAAAACCCUAAAACCCCAAAUCCCUCCAUGGCCUCGACCUCCUCUCGGACUCAUGGCAUCGCCGGUCGGAUCCGAACCGCCGCAACCAAUCUUUACUCCGACAACCAGUCCCUGCUCGGCGAUAUUCGAAAAUCUUUCAAUGUGUUGAAGGAAGUUGCUGUUGAUUUGGAGAGAGCUAAUCAGUUUGACAAGGUGAAGGAGAUUGAAAAUGCUGCUGUUGAAUUGCUGGCUACUUGUGAACACUGUAUGCAUCUCUCAUCAGCAAUUCAAUAUGUUGGAGAUAACUAUGAACCUCCUCCAGAGCCUAGUCAGCUUACUGAUUUUGAGAAGUUGCUCAAAAAUGAGGUUGCAAAGCAAAAGGCUAAAUCAUCUUCAACUACAGUAAACCAUUCUAUGAUACGUCAAUUCCGGGAAGCUGUCUGGAAUGUUCAUCAUGCAGGACAGCCUAUGCCAGGUGACGACCAGGAGGACAUCGUAAUGACUAGUACUGAUGGCAAUCUUCGGAAUACCACUUGCCCAGUAAGUGGAAAGGCUAUCACGGAUUUGGAAGAUCCAGUCUGCAGUGUUGACUGCAAGCAUAUAUAUCAAACAAAGGAGAUUAUGCAUUACUUGCAGUUAAAGGGGGGACGUGGACCAUGCCCAAUUGCAGGUUGUCCUAAGAUGUUGCAGGCGGACAAAUUGGUUCGUGAUCCAUUGCUACUAGUUGAAAUUCAAGAAUUGCGUGAUAUGAGGAAGCACCAGACCGCUGAUACUAACGUGAUAGAGGAUUUCACUGAGCUGGAUGAAGACUGAUUAAUGGUUCACGGAUUUGAAACGGAGUAGACUAGUUGUCUAUGUUUAAGUGCCUUUCCUAAACUGAUUUUUGUAAAGUGCCCUGGUUUAGGAGUUGACAGCAAUUCGGUAUAUGCUUAAAAUCACUUCAAGGAAGUUCCUUGUAUUCCUAUCUUAUGUUUGGCAUGGUACGUCUUUCAAUUUUUGGACUUUGCUAGUGGGAUGUACUUCUGGCAAAAUGUUCGAUUCUAUAAUGGAACAAUUAGCUUCCUAUCCAA